Messenger RNA from Patiria miniata (bat star), 3208 nucleotides. It is a transcript of the gene copb2, whose product is annotated as coatomer subunit beta'-like. Gene Ontology annotation, cellular component: COPI vesicle coat. NCBI's taxonomy places the organism in Eukaryota, Metazoa, Echinodermata, Asteroidea, Valvatida, Asterinidae. The record is from RefSeq and is a predicted model, not a curated record. The transcript is spliced from 22 exons. Gene Ontology annotation, biological process: intra-Golgi vesicle-mediated transport; intracellular protein transport; endoplasmic reticulum to Golgi vesicle-mediated transport. Gene Ontology annotation, molecular function: structural molecule activity; protein binding. Bases 99 to 2882 code for a protein of 927 amino acids.
AAAAUGGAAUGCUCCACCUCUGAGAUCACGAAAAUAUCCGAGAUUUGCUGCGAGAUUUGACACGUCAGUUCAACCAACACGUCGCCCGGUGGUCCACGAUGCCUCUCAGACUUGAUAUAAAGCGCAGACUGUCGGCACGGUCAGACCGUGUCAAGAGUGUUGACCUUCACCCAACCGAGCCAUGGAUGCUGGCUAGCUUGUACAAUGGAAACGUUCACGUCUGGAACCACGAAUCCCAGACCCUGGUCAAGUCGUUUGAAGUUUGUGACUUGCCCGUCCGAGCAGCAAGAUUCGUCCCACGCAAGAACUGGGUUGUUGCUGGUUCGGAUGAUAUGCAGAUCAGGGUCUUCAACUACAACACCUUGGAGCGAGUGCACGUCUUUGAGGCUCAUUCUGAUUACAUCAGGUCUAUCUGUGUCCAUCCAACCCAGCCGUACAUACUCACAAGCAGUGAUGACAUGUUGAUCAAGCUGUGGGAUUGGGACAAGAAGUGGAAUUGUGCCCAGGUUUUUGACGGCCACACUCACUACGUCAUGCAGAUUAUUAUCAAUCCUAAGGACAACAACACCUUUGCCAGCGCUUCACUUGAUAGAACAGUCAAGGUGUGGCAGCUUGGGUCCAGCACCCCCAACUUCACCCUGGAGGGUCACGAGAAGGGGGUGAACUGUGUGGAUUAUUACUGCGGAGGGGAUAAGCCCUACUUGGUGUCUGGGGCCGAUGACAGGCUGGUCAAGAUAUGGGAUUAUCAGAACAAGACUUGCGUCCAGACGCUGGAGGGCCACGCCCAGAAUAUCUCCUGCGUCAGCUACCACCCAGAGCUUCCCAUCAUCAUGACUGGAUCGGAAGAUGGGACUGUGCGUAUCUGGCAUGCAAACACAUACCGUCUGGAGACAACGCUGAAUUACGGAAUGGAAAGGGUGUGGGCUAUAGCCAACAUGAAAGGAAGCAACAACAUAGCGCUGGGUUACGAUGAAGGAAGCAUCAUCAUCAAGCUUGGUCGUGAGGAGCCAGCCAUGUCCAUGGACUCCAGCGGCAAGAUCAUGUGGGCCAAGCAUGCUGAGAUACAACAGGCUAACCUCAAGACCAUGGGAGACUUGGAAAUCAAGGAUGGGGAGCGUUUACCCCUAGCCAUCAAAGACAUGGGCAGCUGUGAUGUCUUCCCACAAACAGUCUGCCACAACCCCAACGGCAGGUUCGUGGUGGUUUGUGGUGAUGGGGAGUACAUCAUCUACACGGCUAUGGCGCUCCGUAAUAAGAGCUUUGGAUCAGCGCUGGAGUUUGUCUGGUCACAUGAUUCAUCCGAGUAUGCAACCCGCGAGAGCAACACUCUGGUGAAGAUCUUCAAGAACUUCAAGGAGAAGAAAUCUUUCAAGCCAGAGUUUGGUGCAGAGGGUAUUUGUGGAGGAAACCUGCUGGGUGUUCGUUCAAGCAGUGGUCUGGCAUUCUAUGACUGGGACUCCACGGAACUCGUCCGAAGAAUUGAGAUCAUUCCAAGACAGGUUUACUGGUCAGAUAGUGGUGAUCUCGUCUGCAUAGCAACGGAUGAGUCGUACUUCAUCCUGAAAUUCAGCACGGAGGCCGUGGCCAAGGCACAAGAAUCCAACGAAGGAAUAACGGAAGACGGAAUCGAAGAAGCUUUUGAGGUUGUCGGAGAGAUAGAAGAGAUAGUCAAGACAGGUUUAUGGGUGGGUGAUUGCUUCAUCUACACCAACUCGCUCAACAGACUCAACUACUACGUAGGAGGCGAGAUCGUCACCAUCUCACAUCUGGACAGAGUGAUGUAUCUCCUUGGUUACAUCGCCAAGGACAACCGCCUCUACCUUGGCGACAAGGAGCUCAACAUCGUCAGUUACUCCAUCCUCCUAUCGGUCCUGGAGUACCAGACGGCCGUCAUGAGACGAGACUUUGAGACUGCGGAUAAGGUCCUCCCAACGGUGCCUCGGGAGCAGCGUACCCGGGUGGCUCACUUCCUGGAGAAACAGGGCUUCAAGUCGCAGGCGCUGGCCGUGUCGUGUGAUCCCGAGCAUCGGUUCGAGUUGGCGUUACAACUGGGAGAGUUGAAGACAGCUUAUGACUUGGCUAUGGAGUCAGAGGUCGAAACCAAAUGGAAACAACUGGCCGAGCUAGCGACAGCCAAGUGUGAGUUCCGUCUUGCCCAGGAAUGCUUACACAAGGCCCAGGACUAUGGGGGUCUUCUCCUAUUGGCUAGCUGCUCCGGUAAUGCGGACAUGGUCGGCAAGCUUGCCGACACCGCUAAUGAGAAGGAUAAGAACAACGUUGGGUUCCUGGCCUACUUCAUGCAGGGAAAGCUUGAAGAGUGCCUUGCACUGCUGUGUAAGUCCGGUCGCUACCCUGAAGCUGCUUUCUUUGCCAGGACCUACAUGCCAAGCAAGAUAUCCGAGAUUGUGACACUGUGGAAGGAAAGCCUGGGUAAAGUCAACAAGAAGGCUGCGGAGGCGUUAGCCGACCCCACUCAAUACGAGAACCUGUUUGUGGGUCUCAAGGAGGCCUUCAAGGGAGAGGAGUACCUCAAGGCUACGAAGAAGAGUUACCCAGCCAGAGCGUACCCUAAGGUCCCGAGCAACUCUGAAAGAGAGGUCUUGGAAGAAAUGGAAGAGGCGGCAGCAAGUGGAACAUUCACACAGGACCAAGCGACGCCGGAUGAACCAGCGAUGGUCGAACCGGAGCAGGACCAACCAUCACCAGAGCCAGCAGCGACAAGCCAACCCCCAGCAGAGGCCAAACCCACGGCCCCGCCCACCCAAGCCCCGCCCUCCAGCACCCCUGACGAUGACCUGGAUCUUGACCUAGAUGACUUGAACAUCGACGAUAACCUCGACGCGGGGGACGUCAAUCUAGAUGAUGACUUCUUAGACGACUAGAGGAAAAAAUAGAUUCCUUUAUAAUGCUUAGUAAAUACAACAGUUAGUAGUCAUCCAAAACCAUGUGGGAUAUUGCGGAGUGCAUCGAGUCUGUUCCUGUUUGGCUUGUCAAAAAAUGUUUUCCUAAUGACAACUUUGGAAGAUUUAUGUGUUUCAAGUAUGUCUAGCACAGGAAUACAUUUCCAUACCUUCAAAAAUGCUCUGAAAAGUCGUAAAAUCCGAGUUCAAGACGUCUAAAAUCUUUUACCAAAAAUUUAAAAUAAGGAAAGAGUUUUUGUCCUCAAAAAAUGUGAGAAGCGAAUAAAAAAAUUGUCAAUACACAAUGC